Macrosteles quadrilineatus (aster leafhopper) is the source of this 2793-nucleotide messenger RNA. RefSeq lists its product as uncharacterized. NCBI's taxonomy places the organism in Eukaryota, Metazoa, Arthropoda, Insecta, Hemiptera, Cicadellidae. The coding region runs from base 298 to 1074 and encodes 258 amino acids. The transcript has 5 exons. The record is from RefSeq and is a predicted model, not a curated record.
UUUUGUUUAAUUUCAAAUUAAUAAAUAGGCAUAUUUUGUAUUUUUGUUUCAACUUCUAACUUUUAAAUUGUUUAAUCUUGAACAAAUAAAUUGGUUAAAAUAACCGCAUUUUGUACAGUAAAUUAAUAACCGCGUAUGAAUCAAGCUAAACGUAGGCAUGAUUGGUUGUUUGAAUUCAAAAUAACGGCGGGGUUGUACUUUCUACUCUACAAAAUUUAGCCUAGGCCUACAUUUGGUUUAGCUAGGCCUUGGCUGUUCACAGUUAACAAGUUAAAGUAAAAUAUACUUUCACCCAACAUGGAUUCAAAAAGAGUUACUGCUUCUAGUGCAUGGGAGAACAUGCCAAAAUCAAGAAUGAAAGAAAAAGCAAGGAAAGAACUUUGGGAUAGUUUGUGUGCAGUUUACGAAAAUGAGGCUAAUACUGAUAAAGGACAGAGUGAUAUGGAAGACAUUGAUGUAAAUGAGUUAGAAAAGUGGACUGUGAAAAACCCAGAAACCAGCAUGAGAGCUUUGACCCAGCUGGCCGUUACAAAUCCAGACAUCUUAAUGGCCUUUCCCACUGUAGGUGAAGCAGACUCUAAAACUACAGAUAAUAAAAUCUAUCUGGAGCAUGUGGAUGAGAGUAAAAUAAAAAAAAUAAAAUUGGAAACCAAAAAAUGCAGAUGUAAGCCAUCAAUUAUUAAAACCACUAGCAAAAAGCUAUGCAAACAUUCUGAACUGAUGUCACAGAAGAUGAAUUCUUCUCUGAGUUCAACCAGGAGAAAAACACACAAGAAGAGAUCAGAAAAAAAAGAAUUGACUGGAAAAGCAAGUGUUGGAAAAUAUAAAGUUAAACAAAAAGUUGAGGACCAGGAAGAAUCACAAUCUUCACUAGAUCAGAACUCAGAUAAACACACAGAUGACAAUUUGAAAACAAAUGCUAGGAAUAUUGGUACUCCAAAACACAAUUGUAACUUGAAAUUCCAUUACUAUUCAAAGGCGAAAAGUGUUUCUAGUAGACCUGAUAAAAGAGUUUUUAAGUGUAAACUAGUAUUCAAAUUAUGUCUUUGCACUGAAUCUGAUAUAGUGUUAUAAAGUAGUUAAGCAGUAAAUCUUAGUUUCUAGACUACAUCUUUAAAAAAGUGGAAUUCUCUUAAGAAUUGGAUUCAUUUAUUCAUUACUUUAAAAAGAACAUUCAUGGUGCAACUUAUUAUGCUCUUUGUCAAUGUGAUAUACUUCUAAUAAGUUUUCUUCAACUUUCAGUACCUUAAACUAAAACUACCAUUGAAACCCACUAAUAGUAGGUUUCCUUAGAAAGCUACACAAUACUCUUGAGCACAUUUUAGUCACUCAGAUGUUACAAUAUCAGAUUAUUUAAUGUUUCAACCCUUUCAGUGCUAUGUGACGAUCGUUGUGCGUCUUUUUCACGAAAAGUGCUAUUGAACGAUAUAUUGUUGUUCACAUAUACAAAAAGUGCUAAGCGACGAUAUAUUGUCCUGGCGCGCCUUUUGAUCGUGUGAGUUUAAAUGAGUAUAUUGGUUGACUCGCUUGUUGUUUAAAAACAGCGAUGGUUUCUUUCGACUCCUCAUACGAUCGAGGCACAAUACAUUGUUCGUUAGCACUUUCGAGAUGAAAAAUUUUAUUUUUACCGAUUUUUUUUUCUUGCACACUAGACUUUGCCCCAAUGGCAAGUCUAGCACUUUUCAGACAAAAUAAGUAAAUAACUCUAGUUUUUUUCCGAAAAUUACAAAAAAAUUCUAGCAUCAAAAGGGAUAAGGGUGAAAAUGAAAAAAAAAAACAUGAUAGAAAAUGUCAAAACCCCAUAACACCCUAUCCCUAUAUCUAUUAAUAAUCCUGUUCUUGCUGGUUCACAAACUCAUUCGUGUUUAUCCAGCCCUGGACAUUAUGCCAAAUUUCUUCAAAAUCUGAAAAAGAAAUUAUUCAAGUUAUUGUGUUAACAACCAAACAAACACACAUAUAAACAUUUGAAAGAAUGGUAUUAUUGGCUUCUGGGGAUAUUAAAACAAAACAGAAAAGUUUUUAAUUAGUCCUGGGCAUAGCUCUUACCGUGCCACCUAUAGCUUCUUUCCUAUAUGGUAAAUUUUCUAAAAGUACCUGCUUUUGCCUUUUCUUUCUUCAUAUUGGAUAAUUUUCUUGACUGUUCAUCUAGAAUAUUUGUAUGUAGAAGAGUUUUCUGACAAUUUGUAAUAUCACUGACUUGAGGUAUCUUUAACAUUCUUGUAGAGAUCAUUCUGAGAAGUAGUGGAUUAGGUGAACAGUGUGAGUAAUGCCACAAAGUCAUCCUUGAGCAAAUACGAUGUCAUUAUUUUGUGGGGAAAAACAAAGCCUAAAAUAGAUUCUUAUGGGACCACUGUUAUUGCUUGUGCUCAUUAUAUAUGUAUAUAUGUCUUAUAUAUUACACAGUUAUCUCAGUCAUCUAUGUCCUUCAGGUAUUGGUCUAAAGCCACUUAUGUGAUAUCUCAUUUCUUCAUGUACAAAACAUUUGUGACUCAGGCUAUUAACACAUUUGUUUGUAGCCAAGUAUAGUUGUAAUGAUAAAUUUGUCUUAUUUAACUUAAAGAUCUUUAACUACAGCAACUCUAUUGAUGGCUUGAUUGAAUAAGAAUACUGUUUCAAACUACAUGUAUGGACAGAACAGCCUGUACUUUUUGGAAUGUUGAUAUGUUUGUGACGAGUGAUUUAGCAUUGCAUAAAUGUUCCAUCUCACAUCAGUAAAUAAUAAAAUAUACAUACUUGGUAUGUAUAAAGUAAGUAGGUAUUUUUUGUGAACUAGAAUAAAAAUUAUUUCUCUUA